Olea europaea var. sylvestris is the source of this 1453-nucleotide messenger RNA. RefSeq names its product putative Peroxidase 48. NCBI's taxonomy places the organism in Eukaryota, Viridiplantae, Streptophyta, Magnoliopsida, Lamiales, Oleaceae. Gene Ontology annotation, molecular function: heme binding; peroxidase activity. Gene Ontology annotation, biological process: response to oxidative stress; hydrogen peroxide catabolic process. The coding region runs from base 89 to 1264 and encodes 391 amino acids. The record is from RefSeq and is a predicted model, not a curated record. Gene Ontology annotation, cellular component: plasmodesma; plant-type cell wall. The transcript is spliced from 4 exons.
UAGCUCCCAUUAAGCUCGGCAACUCAAUCUUGAGAAGAGAGAGAGAGAGAGAGACGAGUUCGUGAUGCAAACCUUGUAAUAAUUUGCUAUGGAUUUCACGGGAAAACUAAGCUUUCUUGUAUUUCUACUAUGUGUUCUCUUCUCUUUGAAGAACCAACAUGCAGAAACCAACAAGGGUUCAUCACGAAUUACUGACAGUUCACAUUCAUUUUUAAGGGCUCAAUCAAGAAAUAAGGUGGAAAAGAAGCUCCCAGAAACUCAUUCUUAUAAUUCUCGUCAAGGAUCUCUCAGAUAUGAUUACUACAAUGAAUCUUGCCCAUUAGCCGAGAAAAUCGUUAGAGCAACUGUUCAUGAACUCUUCAAUCUGCGGCAAAAUGUUGCCCCUGCAUUGUUGAGGCUGCUUUUCCAUGAUUGCUUUGUCGAGGGGUGUGAUGCUUCAGUUCUACUGGAUGCUGCCGAUGGAAUAAGGAGUGAGAAAGAUUCUCCACCGAAUGAAUCUUUAAAGGGGUUUGAUCUGAUUGACAUCAUUAAGUUGAAUGUUGAAAAAGCAUGCCCCAGAAUUGUUUCUUGUGCUGAUAUUGUCGUUUUGGCGGCAAGAGAAAGUGUCCUUUUGGCUGGUGGCCCGUUCUAUCCUCUGUAUACCGGUAGGAGAGACAGUACAGUUUCUUUUCAAGAAGUAGCAACAUAUGAGCUUCCUACUCCCCAAGACAAUCUCUCUAAAACAAUCGAGGCAUUUGCAUCAAGAGGAUUUGAUCAAAGAGAGACUGUCAGUCUAUUAGGUGCCCACAGCACCGGCACGAUUCACUGCAAAUUCUUUUUCAACCGUCUUUAUAACUUCAGUGGAACUCAAGGGCCUGACCCCUCUAUAGAUACUGAAUUUCUCAACUUUUUGAGAUCAAAAUGCAAUAGAAGCCAUAGCUCAUCAUCAUCACUGUCUAUAUCACCAUCAUUAUCACCUUCACACUCCGUCAAGCGCUUAUCAACUGCCUCGUUUAACGAUCCCGCAAUGAAGAUGGAUUAUGAGGGACCGGGAACAGGUUUUGGUACGGUAUACUACUCCAGUCUUCUUCAAGGCAAGGGAUUACUUUUUGUUGAUCAGCAGCUGACAGCAGGGGAAGAAACCAAGAAUUGGGUCCGAGCAUAUGCAUCAGAUAUUUCCCUGUUCCAAAGGGACUUUGGACUUACAAUGAACAAACUGUCCAAUCUCCAGGUCCUGACAGCACCAAUGGGCCAGGUUCGACGUAAUUGCCGAAAAGUGAACUGAAAGAUCUGGCUGCAAUGCUCAUCUUGUUCUGCCUAUCUGAAUUUGGAUUAUGUUCUUUUUGUCCCAUAAAAUUCACCUUUUUCACAUUUAGUUGGCUUUACUAUCGCUUUUUGUAACUUUACUAGCUUGGACAGGAUUUAUUUGAUGAAUUUUCAUCAAUGGCAUAUAAAUGGUUAUGAUUUUUUUCUA